Molecule: messenger RNA, 1647 nt
Organism: Emericellopsis cladophorae
Lineage: Eukaryota; Fungi; Ascomycota; Sordariomycetes; Hypocreales; Bionectriaceae
Product: High-affinity methionine permease-like protein
Exons: 2
Coding region: 1-1647 (548 amino acids)
Biological process (GO): amino acid transmembrane transport
Cellular component (GO): membrane
Molecular function (GO): L-amino acid transmembrane transporter activity
Source: RefSeq, a predicted model, not a curated record
AUGACCUGGUCCCCAUCGCGGAACGAUGCUGAACACAGCGCGGAGCCUGUCAAGGCUGGGAAUGCCGUGGAUAUCAACGCCAAUCUGCCACCACACGCCGCUGCCAGUGACAACUCUGGCGACAACGGCAGCUUUGUCGACGCGCAGACGUAUGCCUACAGUGAGGACCGCAAGAUUGGGGUUACGGGUGCUGUCUUUCUCAUCUUAAACAAGAUGAUUGGCACAGGCAUCUUCUCAACGCCGUCCGGCAUCUUCGCCGCCACUGGCUCGGUGGGUGUAUCCUUUAUUCUCUGGAUCGUGGGAGGCAUCCUCACCUUCUGCGGCAUCAGCGUCUUCCUCGAGUUCGGUCUCGCCAUCCCCAUCUCCGGCGGUGAGAAGAACUACCUCGAGCGCGCGUACAAGAAGCCAAAGUAUCUCAUGACCUGCGUCCUGGCGGCCCAGAUGCUCCUCCUCGGCUUCUCGACGGGCAACGCCCUCGCCUUUGGACGCUACGUCCUCUUCGCCUCGGGCUGGGAAUCAUACGACGGCUGGCCGGCGCGGGCCAUUGGCGUCGCCUGCGUCACGUUCGCCGUCGUGCUGCACACGGUCCUGCCGAAAUGGGGUGUCCGUCUGUUCAACGUGCUGGGCACCUUCAAAGUCAUCACCCUGCUGAUCAUCGUCUUCUCCGGCUUUGCGGCGCUGGCUGGCCACCGGCGCGUACCCAACCCGCACAACUUUGACAAUGCCUUUCGCAUCGAGAACGGGGACGGCUACGGCGGCGGCAGCGCGUCGACCUACUCCAACGCUAUCCUCAACGUCGUGUAUAGCUACAAGGGCUGGGAGAACGCCAACUACGUCGUCUCCGAGCUCAAGAACCCGCGCAAGACGCUCGCCAUCGCGGCGCCCCUCGCCGUCGGCGGCGUCACCAUCCUCUACGUCCUCGCCAACGUGGCUUACUUUGCCGCCAUCCCCAAGACACAGCUCGCCAAGUCGGACCUGCUCGUGGCGGGCGUCUUUUUCCAGAACAUGUUUGGCGACGUCGCCGGACGCAGGGCGCUGCCCGUCCUCGUCUGCCUCAGCAACUUGGGCAACGUCCUGGCCGUGUCGUUUGCGCACUCCCGCCUGAAUCAGGAGCUCGCCAAGGAGGGCAUGCUCCCCUUCUCCCGCUUCUGGGCCUCCAACAAGCCCUUUAACUCGCCGGCCCCGGCCCUCUUCCUGCACUGGCUCAUCACCGUCAUCGUGCUGGUCGCUCCUCCUGCUGGCCCCGCCUACUCCUUCGUGGUCAACCUGUACACGUACCCGGGCUCCUGGAUCAACGGCUUUGUGGGGGCCGGCCUCAUCUACCUCCAGUGGAGCAAGACGGAGAACUGGUCCUCGCCCUGGCACACGUACCUGCCAAUCUCGAUCCUGUGGCUGCUAUCCAACAUUUUCCUCGUCCUGGUGCCCUUCCUCCCGCCACAGGGAUCCUGGACGGCCGACGGGUAUCCCUACUACAUCUUCCCGGUGGUUGGGUGCGGCGUUCUGCUGCUGGGCGUUGUGUACUGGGUUGGGUGGACCAAGGUGUUCCCCCGAAUCGGAGGCUACAAGGUGGUGGCGGAGAGAACGUUUGACGAGGGCGGUACCGAGAUGGUGAGGUACAGAAAGGUGCACCUGAGAAGGAGGAGAUGA